Molecule: messenger RNA, 4777 nt
Organism: Sceloporus undulatus (fence lizard)
Lineage: Eukaryota; Metazoa; Chordata; Lepidosauria; Squamata; Phrynosomatidae
Gene: NR4A1
Product: nuclear receptor subfamily 4 group A member 1
Exons: 7
Coding region: 1782-3536 (584 amino acids)
Biological process (GO): cellular response to corticotropin-releasing hormone stimulus; regulation of transcription by RNA polymerase II
Cellular component (GO): nucleus; transcription regulator complex
Molecular function (GO): RNA polymerase II cis-regulatory region sequence-specific DNA binding; nuclear glucocorticoid receptor binding; zinc ion binding
Source: RefSeq, a predicted model, not a curated record
AAGGCCCCCCCAGUCCCGAUCAGGAUAGCAGCAGAGGAUAACAUGUUAAUCACUCUUACCUCAGUCACCAUCCCAAACUAGGUUAAAAAUUCUGCACUGGCUACUUAUUUCUGAAAACCUAUACGCCAGGGCUAACAUCAUGACAAGUAGUAUUUGCUUUGGCUCUGAGAGAUUCACAAUAGUUGAGCGCCAUAGCAGUGGACCCUUCCUAGUAGCUAAAAACCUGCUCUCAAAUCUGUCCUUGUACUUUCCAACCUUGGAGCAGUCCCCAAGAUUAGAUCUCUAGGCAGUGUAAUGGAACUACUUAGAUUUGCAUUACCUCAGGAGACUGGUCCUCUCACAUUUGCAGGCGUCAGACCUUCCACUGGAGGCAAAAAACUAAUAAAUACUGUGUUAUGGAGAGCCCUAGGUAGCAUCUGUUGCUCUAUUUGAACACAGUAAAUCAUAAUAGGUUCUAACAAUUAAGGGACCAAGUUUCUAUCUUAGGAAUGCAAAAUAACAAGCUUAGAUGGCAAUGGGAAGAGCAGAAGGCAUAAAAAUAAGUUGGUUCUCAAGGAAAGCAACUGACCUGGGCUGGCCCACCUGUUGGGUAAAUGGAAUACGUGUCCCUCAUAGCAGGUCUGUUGGGACCACUAAAUAGUAAGAAGCCUGUUUCUUAUUUUGACUUCUCUCCUAGAAGGAGUGGGGAAAUGUCUGGCCUGUUUGGGUAUCUAUUCAGAUAUGCCCAACACGGAAUUCAUUAUCUGUUUGUGGUGCGGGACAAGAAUGGCACAGAAAUCUUGAGCAUUUACAGGUGAAUGGGAACAACAAGUUAAAUAAUAAGAUGACAGAUGCCUGAUAGUACAGUGGAUCCUUGGUAUCCACUGGGAUUUGGUUCCAGGACCCUUCUCUGGAUAUCAAAAUCCAUAGAUGAUCAAGCCCCAUUAAAUACAACAGCAUAGUAAAAUGGUGUCCCUUAUACAAAAAAGCAAAUUCAAGGUUUACUUUUUGGAGUUUAUAUCCUUUUGGAAUAUAUUCAAGCUGUAGAUGGUUGAAUCCGUGGAUAUGAAGGGCUGACUGUAUAAUCAGCAUUAUACAUGUUAGUUGUUAAUUGUUGCUGUUCCAAGAGCUUUCUAUAUUCCUGUUCCCUCUGCCACAAUAUCUGUAUUCAGUCAUGUAUGUGAGAUUCUUGACAGAUUGUGGUGGGAGAGGGAAAAGAAAAUGAGAGAGAGUGAGAGCGAGCCUGGCUUGAGAUAACGUUAUUUGUUAGUGUAUGGGAUAACUUUAUUUGUUAGUGUAAUUUGUAUCCAGCCUUGCCUCUGGUUAGCUCAAGGUGGUACACAUGGCUCUGUUCCUUCCUAUUGUGUCUUUCUAACAAGCCUGUAAGGAAAGUGAAAGACUAGGCCAAGUUCACUCAGUGAAUUUCAGUGGCUCAGUGUGGACUUGAACCUGCAUCUCCCAAACCUCUAGCCAACAUUAUUAAUCACUACACCAUGCAUUUUCUUUUUAUUUAAUUACUGGAUCAGUUAUCCAUUUAUUGUACAAUUGCAGCUCACCCUUGUCCUUACACCAGGGUUGCAGUCUUUCCAGUACCAUUCUAGAUGGAAGGGAUGCUUUCUGAUUCCUGGAGUUAAAUUGGAAAGCAAAGUCCUGUUUCUGCCCAGAAGAGGGCCUUCACCUUGUUCCAGUGGUGCGACCCUGUAAAGUCUCUGUGGAAUUCAGUGUGUCUCAACGUUCCCUAAUCCAUUACUGCCCAUUAAAGCAAGCGGCUCCUUGACCAGCUGAACUUAACCUUUAAAGAGAUGCCCUGUAUUCAAACCCAAUAUGGGACCUUGCUUCAGAGCGGAGGACCCUGCGAUCGCUAUCCAGCAGACCUCUUGACCUCAGAGCUUGGCAAGCCCACCAUGGACCUGGUUAAUACAGAGAUUACCACUGCCACCACCUCUCUGCCCAGCUUCAGCACCUUCAUGGACAAUUACACGGGUGAAUUUGACGCCUUCCUCUACCAGAUCCCAGCUGCCAACCCCACCGCGACCUCCUUCAAGCUGGAAGACUUCCAGGUGUAUGGUUGUUAUCCAGGCCCUUUCAGCAGCCAACUGGAUGAGACCAUGUCCUCAAGUGGCUCAGACUAUUACGGCAGCCCCUGUUCUGUCCCUUCCCCUUCCACACCAAGCUUCCAGACUUCCCAGGGACCAUCUUGGGAGAACUCCUUUGGGGCCUAUUCCCCAACACACACCUAUGACAACAUGAGGCCUUGGGUGACGGCAACAACGACAACAGAACCUCCCAAAAACAGUUCUACCCAACCUUCGUAUUUCUCCUUUAGUCACUCGGCCCACAGUCCCGGUGUGCCUCCCCAGAGUCCCCUGAAGAUGCAGCCAGCAUCCCACCCGCAUUUGGUGGACAGUGAUGUCUUCUCACUGCCCCAGACCUCCCCUUCUGUCAGUUUUUCACCUUUGCCGCUCAGCCAGGCUUCGCCCAUCUUGGAUAGCUCUGGCUUGAUGGACAAUUCCCUCUCACCAACCAAGGCACGCAGCCCUGGAUCCAGUGAAGGGCGCUGUGCUGUCUGCGGGGACAAUGCUUCAUGCCAACACUAUGGUGUUCGAACCUGUGAAGGCUGCAAGGGUUUUUUCAAGCGCACAGUGCAGAAGAAUGCCAAAUACAUCUGCUUAGCCAACAAAGACUGCCCUGUAGAUAAGCGGCGGAGAAACCGGUGCCAGUUCUGUCGUUUCCAAAAGUGCCUUGCUGUGGGAAUGGUGAAAGAAGUGGUGCGGACAGACAGCUUGAAAGGCCGCCGAGGUCGUCUGCCCUCCAAACCGAAACAAGCUCAAGAUACUUCUCCGGUCAGCCUCAUCUCCUCUCUUGUGAGAGCACACAUAGAUUCCAUACCCAGCGCCACUAAGCUUGACUAUUCCAAGUUCCAGGAAUCAGCCUCCUACCAGUUUGAGAAGGAAGACUGUGUGGAUGUGCAGCAGUUCUAUGACCUGUUAACAGGAUCAAUGGAUGUGAUUCGGAAAUGGGCAGAGAAGAUCCAAGGCUUCUUAGAGCUUCCAAAAGAAGAUCAAGACCUGCUUCUGGAAUCUGCUUUUUUGGAACUCUUCAUUCUCCGACUAGCAUACAGGUCCAAGCCAGAAGAAGGCAAACUGAUCUUCUGCAAUGGUGUGGUGCUGCAUCGCAUGCAAUGUGUCCGGGGCUUUGGCGAGUGGAUAGACUCUAUCAUUGAGUUCUCCCAGAACCUCCAUCGCAUGAACAUUGAUGUACCAUCUUUCUCCUGUCUUGCAGCACUGGUCAUAAUCACAGACCGCCAUGGGCUGAAGGAGCCAAAGAAGGUUGAGGACCUCCAGAACCGCAUUGUCAGCUGCCUUAAAGACCACGUGACAUCCACCACCAACGAACAGGCCCAUCCCAACUGCCUCUCAAAGCUGCUGAGCAAACUCCCUGAGCUCCGCACCCUCUGCACUCAAGGCCUGCAGCGCAUCUUCUACCUGAAACUGGAGGACCUGGUGCCCCCACCUCCAAUUGUGGAUAAAAUUUUCAUGGACACGCUACCUUUCUGAGAAAUUGGAAAACUGCCAUGAAUGGACAAUGCUUUCUUUGUCAGGGGGUGUCUUCUUCCUUUCCCCUCCCCCUUUUUGGCUUGAUUUGUUUCUCCCACUCCUGCUCUCCUCCGGAUGGGGCAAAACUGGAGGAAAGAAAUUCCCUGCCAUUCAGCAUCCUGAGGGGAGAUGGUGGGAACAUUUCCAGGGACACUUGAGAACGAUGUUCAGACUGGAGACUACUAGAGCACCAUAUGCCCUAUCUGUUUCCCCCAAACCCAAUAUUCAGAGGUUACUGGGACAUUCAGAAUUGCCAUGUAAUUCUCUCUGAACUUGGGAUAACAUCUUGGGUUUGGAUUUUUUUUUCUUUAUUUUUUCUUUUGGAAAAAAAACAAACCCUUAUGGGGGGAAAUCCCAGUGUGCCUUCUAGAGUUACAUGCACAAUAUCCCUAAAUGAUGCUGCCUUCCCUAUGACCUGCCUGCCAACAGCUCUGCGUGCAGUCUGACACCUUAGAUUCUGUACAGUCGUACACAGAUCAGCAGUCUGUAAUAAGUGUGGAAUAUGUUGGGUUUUCUGUUUUCCAUAUUUGUUUUAAUAUAUAUACAGUAUAUAUAUAUAUAUACACACUCACACACACACAUAUAUAUAAAAUACUGUCAAAGUUCAUGAUUUUAAAAAGUGGGGAGGGAAGAAUUGCCUCCUCUUAUUUUUAUCCACAUAAUCAGGCCCUGAGUCUUAGCCCCAGCUAAGAAUUCCCUCCCAGGUAUGGGAAUAGGUCUCUUGCAUAGAAGCUGCUGCUUGCAUCCUGAAAACAGGAGAGAGGGGGAAGUGGUUUUGCCGUACAUACGCACGCAACUAUUGGACAGCUUGCUGCUGCCCACCUGCUGCUUCGUCCGAGGCAGUUGAGUGUUUGUUGAAUGUCUGGAUUUUUUUGUACAAGUUGUAUAUAAGACAAACAGCAUAUUUGCUUUGUAAAUACGAAUGAAGUAGUGAGUGAAUGACUAGAUGGAUGGAUGGAUGGAUGGAUGGCAGAGGUGGUGGGAGGGAGGGAGGCUCUUCUGUUUGAGCCAUUGACAAUCGUGCAAUGCCCUAUGCCUGCUGGACACCUUCUGCCUUUCUGUGUACAUAACUUUGUAUUGUAAAGUCCACCAAUUUUUUUGACAUUUAUAUUUGUCUAUUCUUGCUUUCCAAUUUCCAGUAUGUGACUUUUUUCCAAUUAUUAAUAUAUAUUUAAUAUAUUGAAUUAAAAAAAGUAUCCUGA